This is a messenger RNA of Dermacentor andersoni, 4721 nucleotides long. RefSeq lists its product as uncharacterized. NCBI's taxonomy places the organism in Eukaryota, Metazoa, Arthropoda, Arachnida, Ixodida, Ixodidae. The record is from RefSeq and is a predicted model, not a curated record.
GAAGUUCAGCGCCGACGUCGCCGCCGAGAGGACCCCGCCGUUCGCGCCGCCGAAGCAGAAGGUUACCAUCGCCGCCGCCAAGGCGACACAGGAGUGAGUGUCGCCGAAGCAGAGGCACCUGAAACACUUAAAGAGCGGCGCUCAAAUUUGAAUUUUUUAAACUUAUUUCAAGCGGCAGCUAGUGACAUCUGGCGUCCCAAGUUGGCCAAAAUGGCCAGAAACAUACAAACUGAUAAGUGGGGAGAAGAGCAAAAGAAAGGUAUCACUUUAAUCGUUUUGAUAGGCAGGCUAUUGCUAUCAGCACCACCUCAGCUGAGAGGAACCAAUAGGAUGAUGAAUGUAAACAUGGCAUGAUUAAUUUGGCCUCCUAGUUAGCUCGGACAGUUGGGUAACUGCCCUGGAAAAGCAUUGGUUCUGGUUUCAAUUAAGUAUAAACACCAUGCGAGCGAUCAUGCACGCAAUCGUGACAAGCAAUGCGAUGGAGAUGGCUGUCGCCUGCAAGUCGUACCCCAUGCAAGCGACGAUUUUGAGUGACGUCUCCCUGGUGUUGCCAGUGUGAGUGCAGCAAUAUACGCACCAAAACUAGCAUGACGCGUGCUUUAGUAAUUUAAGUUGAUGUAUUUUACUGUAAAAAGCACUAUAAAAUAUUGAUGAGGGUCUUGCAGUAGGUUCUUAUCCUUGCACAUAUAAAAAUUUAAUCGUUUGCUCCGUUUGUGCGACAAUCGGUAGUAUUUUAGUGAUGUACAUCCAGUUCCGGCUUCACGCUAUUGGCUAUUCACUCAUAGCACUUCUGGCCUACGAGUGACAACUUCUAGAUUUCUAGAACCGAGCGAUCGAGCAACAAGACCAAGCGACCUGUUCAAGCGACGGCCUGUCUUGUCGCUUGAAUCUGUUGCUUGUCGCCAUCGCGCACAAAAUUGCUCUCAUGGGGUUUAGCCUUUACGAGACAAGGAUGGUUGUUUUUCACUGCUAGGAAGCCUUCUUGAGAAACCUCUAAAGCCAGUCUUCAUUUCUAACUUUGUCCUCCCUUGGGUGAAUGAAAAUUUUCGCUUUCAUGGCCCUCCACUUUGUGGAUUUCCUCUGAACUGAUUGCCAUAUUUAGUGUCCCUGUGUUUCAGCCACGGUGUUAGAGUAGGUUAGGUGAGGGAAUAGCGUGGGCGCGCCGCUACGCAGAAAGGACGUCGGAGCAUUCUGCUUACAUGGUGGUCAACAGAGGCCGCUACUGACUGUUCCCCAGGUCUCCCGCCUUCACGCCAUUCGAUUGUUUUUGUCUGCUUCGGCUUGUUCCUGCUUUCAUGUGCGCGUUCAGUCAGAUUUAAAUCUAACUCUCGGAUCGACUUAUUCUCUGCAGCAGUGCGAUGGUGAAGUGCUUUGUGCCAUAUUGUAGAAGCGGCUACAAAUCGUGUAAGGAGAAAAACUCUCUUUUCAAGCCACCCCAGGAUGACGCAAGGCUCGAAGCGUGGCGGCGAGCAAUACCACGCAAGGACCGUGUACUACAAAGAACAGAUCGUGUUUGCGAAAGGCAUUUUGCUCCCCACUUCAUCUUGAAGACGUGGUCAGCGGAAGUUGAUGGCCACGUGUUAAUGUCCGGCAAGAGAAGAGCGGGCCUUACAAAAGACGCCAUUCCAUCUAUCUUCGAAGGGGCGUCGAGCUACAUUUCAAAACAGAGCAAGAGCCCACGCAAGACAGCGAAGCGAUUAUCUGGUCGCGCAGCUUCUUCAGCCUCUCAACAGAGCAGCAGCAUAGUUGGAUCAAGACUGCUCGCCGACAUGACUCAACCUGUGGCCUCUUCCGAUGAAAGCGACUGCGUUGCGAAGUCCUGCGAGGCCUCGCCGUUUGAAACACUCAACGAAGUGGGCAGCAUUUGCUUACCUCAGCAUUCAUGGGCAGCACAUCGCACCGACAUUGAAGAGGAGAGAAAAAAGGAACCUGCCUCAUGCUGCACUCAUGGGAAGUCAACAAAACCUGUGCAGACUGAAGCCUCAUGGCUGUUCAGCAGCAGUGUGGAUGUUGCAGUUGAGACACCAAGAAUCAUCGACGUGUCCAAAUCAACCCAGACGUCACCUGUUGCUGUCAAGGUGCACAUGUGGACAGAAACCACAGAUCUCGUUGAAUCCAAGGACAGUGACACUCAUUUGCCUGAGCUUCUUGCAAUGUGACGGCACAUGUGUGGAUUGCUCCACUAGCUGUGCAACUGUUCGAAAGCUGUACCAUGGAUCAUGCAUUGUGCGCUGGUGCACCAAAACAAGCCCACGAAGAUUAUUUCGUGUUCCUAAAGACAACAGAAUGGAAGCUUUCCUAAAGUAUGCUGAAAGGCCACAGCUGAUAGGGUUGCCCAAGGAAGUAGUACAUUAUUACAGAGUCUGCUCGCCGCACUUCACAGAAUUGGACUACAAGGACAUGGCAAAAACCAAACUUAGAUGGUUGGCAGUGUUAUCCAUAAAGGCUCCAGAUGAGUCGAAAGGUGACGCUGCCAGCCCUAGGCACCUGCGGGAGCUGCCACCUCAGCCAGGGCCAUCUGGGCUAUGAAGAGAUCCCAUCAAGUCGACCUGCUGCUUUGGUGAGGCCACUACGCAGUCGAUACAUGUGGAGCUCCUUCACGAGUGGAUCUCCAGGGAGAUGCAGUCGGAGAACGUGGCAUUUAACUGCACGGCCACUCAGUUCACUCAGCAGCAGCCAGCAACUGCUGCCACUCAGUUCACAACAAGCAGUUCAGCCAGCAACUGCAGCCAGAAAGAGGGAUGAUUCUAGUCCCUGUGAGUUUGAUGGGAGCCAACCUUGAAGUGGUGCCACAGUGUCUCGCAGCUGAUGAUUCCUUCUGCCAGAGGCAACUGCCCAGCGCAAGUGGGAACCAGUUCCAUUCUUUGUGAAGAGGCAAGCACUCCCAUUGCCGCAGCGAAGUGAACGGGUGUUGCAUACGCCUGUGCAUUUUGUUUGCAAGAAUUUCAGGAGAUAAGAUCCCUCGCCGCCAACGUGGAGAAGUGGCCGUGCUCGCAGCCAUAUCAGUGUCACUUGUGCUCUAACUAUUCAGACUGGAGCACGACGCAGGCCCAUCUCAGGGAAUCGGGAGCGAGGUGACCUUUUCGCGAGCACACGAUUGGCACAAGGACCCGGGUGACGAUGCGACACAUAAAGUGGCACCUGACUGUGAAAGAGUUCACGUGCAACGUCUUCCAUUCAUCCUUCACAGACAAGUACGAUCUUCUCAUGCACAUUCUACGGCGCUACCUGGUGCAAAAUUUAUACAAGUCAGGCUAGUGUCCGAAGUCGUGCAUUGUAAGAAAAGCCCGUGAAUUCAUGUUCAUCGACUCACUGGUGAGCAGCUUGGCUAGCUUUGAGGGUAAGUCGACAUUCCAGCGGCACACAUGGUAUCAUGACUGCUGAGAAACAGCAGUGUACAAAUGUGCUGAGGGCUCACUUGAGUUUGUAAAUAAAUGGAGCCAAUCUAACCGGGUCUUCAUUACUUUCAGAUUCAAGCUUUUCGUUUCACACGCGUUUGUGCAAACUCGAAAAUCUUUUACUGAGCAGAGGUUCAACUUGAUCGCUGACCUUUUGCACUCUGAUCCCUUUGUGAGCAAACUGCCCAAAUUUGGUUUGUGUUGUCUUCAGUUAACUGUAAAUCAGCAUUUUAUGGUGUUGCUCUGUGAAGUAGCACCAUGUAUGUGCCCGUCUAGUAUGGUAUAGCAGCUGUGCAUUGUUGGCACUGUGCAACAAGGUUUGCAUCCAUUGUAGUUGCAGUAAUUUUCUAAUUAUCACUUGUGGGGGAGUCGGACGCUGAUUUCCCAGGGGGCUGUUCUCAGUCUCACUGUGCUGUUGUUCCUGUUCUAUGCCAUGCAAUCUCACUGGGGCUGUCCACUCUGGCACACUUGACGCCAUCUCCCUACACACUGUAGUUGCGUAUUUAAGACCUGCACCAUCUUCUAAAAUAUUGACACAGGUCUUCAACAAGCGAGGCAUAUGGCAUUCUGAUAUCACUAUGCCAGGAGUCCUUGGGUUGUAAAACCACUGACUACUUCAUUUAGAAAUAUGUAAUUAAUAUUGCGUACCAAUAUUGUUGUUACUGAUAUUCGUUUCUUUUGAUACAUGCGUUGGCGCAAGUGUCCGUGUAUGACAAUCUUGCUUUGCAUUGUUUUGUACGUUUGUUAUCUUUGAGUCUUUUCAGCGUUAACUGCUAUUCUGUUACACAUUCUCCUAUUUCACUUGGGAUUGGUUUGCUUUGUAUUUUUAUACAUGUUUUCCUACUGCUACCAAAUUAUUUGCCCUGUCCCCCACAGUGUCCUUGUGCCAGCUCCCAUCCAACCACAGAGCCCUAACAGUCUCUGUAGUACUGCUGUGUUUUGUACUCCACAGACCAUUCUACAUGAGCAAUGAGAGUAGUGCCAUUGUUGAAGUCUCGCUUCGUGUUUUUCACAGUGCAGUUGUUUAGGAUCUGCGACACUUUCUAUGAAGUAUCUACUUCGUAUAUUACAAAUACAACUUGUAGUCUUGAGGUUACGUCAAGUCACAGAUUUGUGCACUUUUGUGCUUCCAGUAGCCAAGGCACUAUGUUGUGGUUGCAAGCACGGGCUAUGCACUAUGGCUACUGGUCACAGAAAUGUCACUUCACUUAUUUGGUGGUACUGUUGAUGCCUUCCAUGUUAUAAUUGUGAUAUUUUGCUGCAUGAGAUAGGUGACUUAAUGCUCCAUUAAAUUACAUGAUGCAUGCCUACAUUUUUCUUUCA